Messenger RNA from Caretta caretta (loggerhead turtle), 2574 nucleotides. RefSeq names its product H2A.X variant histone (gene H2AX). Gene Ontology annotation, molecular function: DNA binding; protein heterodimerization activity; structural constituent of chromatin. The record is from RefSeq and is a predicted model, not a curated record. Gene Ontology annotation, cellular component: nucleosome. Lineage: Eukaryota; Metazoa; Chordata; Testudines; Cheloniidae.
UUGCAAAUAUGACUUGAAUCUUUUGUCUAGGGAGCUGGGAAAGGAGCCGGGGAGGAAGGCACCCCUGCCCUCCCUUGCCCCUAAUAUAUUUUUGUUUUCUCAUUCAAAUGAUUUAUUAUUGAGAUACAGUAUGUUUCCCCUAGCAUCCUGCUUUACAUAAUUACUGUCUCUCCAUUGCCAUCACUUUGCUCGCAGGGCAGGUACGCCAACAGUUCCAGCCAAUGACCACUCUGCAGGCUCUGAGGGGAAGGCUGAAUGGGGGAAUGAAUUUACCAGUUGUCGUUCCAGCCCUGGUCUCACUGUCCCUGCUGCCCAAGCUCUGCCUUUAGCAAGGAGCAGGGGCAAGAGGCGGGGGGCUGUUCACAGGGCAGACAAAGAGCGUGGGCGUGUCCACCCUGGGGGAAGGCUGGUCUCCGCACCGGGCACUUCAGCAGAGAAGGGCUAAGGCUGCUACUACCCAGCCUGGGGAGAAGGGGCUGGGGAAGCAACGAGAAAGAGGCUCCUGUGUUCCGUUAUUGGCGCCUUGGCCUCUGUGCCUCCUUUGAAUUUGGCGCCCUGCCUUCUGAUUGGCUUAUUUUAGCAGCCAAUAAACGCGUAAAACUUUGCCGGCUCGUGAGGCUAACCAAUCCGGGGGAGACAUUCGUCUGGGCUGCCCACCAAUGGCAGAGCGCAGCGUCACUGGGCAGGGGGCUGGGUCUGGCUCUCCGCCGGAGACUAUAGACACAUCUAUCUUUUUGUAAUAAAAAGCGAGUGGGUGAAGGGUCGGCUCAAGACGAGCGCGCUUCGCCUCGCCACCAGGCAGCAGUUCCGGCUCUGGCGCUAGAGCCUGGGCGUAGCUCUGUGAGCGGGCCGCUGAGCCGCGUGCUUCGCUCCCACUUUCACGCGCCAUGUCCGGCCGCGGUAAGAGCGGCGGCAAGGCCCGGGCUAAGGCUAAAUCUCGCUCGUCCCGCGCGGGCCUGCAGUUCCCCGUGGGGCGCGUGCACCGGCUGCUGCGGCGCGGUCACUACGCGGAGCGGGUGGGCGCGGGCGCCCCGGUGUACCUGGCCGCCGUGCUCGAGUACCUGACGGCGGAGAUCCUAGAGUUGGCGGGCAACGCGGCGCGGGACAACAAGAAGACGCGCAUUAUCCCGCGGCACCUGCAGCUCGCGGUGCGCAACGACGAAGAGCUCAACAAGCUGCUGGGCGGGGUCACCAUCGCGCAGGGCGGUGUCCUGCCCAACAUCCAGGCCGUGCUGCUGCCCAAGAAGGCGGGCGGCGGCGGAGCCGGGCCGGCCAAGAGCGGCAAGAAGGGCAGCAGCCAGCAGUCCCAGGAGUACUAGGGCCGGCCACGCGCCGCCGGCGGAGACUCACCCCCCCCCCCCCAGGCCCUUUUCAGGGCCGCCCCCAGGGCUCAGCCGUAGGAGCUGCGGAUCCGUAGGCUGCUCGAGCCAUCAGCGGGCUCCUGGGCGGGGAGAGCGCGAGCCCCCCCGCGCCUCAAGCGGGGUUGAAGGAGUCAGGCUUUCCCGCCCUCGCACGGCGCUGGGGGGUGGGGGGGAGGAGAAUUAGAGGCGUAACAGCCGCGGCGUGGAAGACUCCCUUGGGUGCGAGUGGGGAAGCUGCGUGGGGGCCUCCCGCCCGGAGACCCCUUGUACGAAUCGCGAGGAGCCCCGGCUUAGGCUCCCUACCGCUGCGCACGUGCCUGGGGCAGCGCAUAGCUCCAGCUUUAACAGUAAACUCAGCUGCUACCCCGAACCCCAUUGUUCUGCCCCUUCCGGUGAAGCUGCUGUGUGCAAAGCCCUAGUGGCAGAGGAGGCUGCCGCGGGGUCUCUUUUGCUCUGCAAAGGCAUGGUCCACCCCUGAUAUCCAUUUGACUCCUGCCUACCUGAGAUGUUUCAACAUUAGCAAUGCAAAGACUCGUGCAAGCGGUAUCCACGUUUACAGGUUGAAGUGUCGCCCCCUGAGCUUUGCUGCUCCUGGAUCCUUUAAGUAACUUCAUAUGGUACCGACAGAGGACUGGAAAAAAAAACAUAUCAGAAUACAGCUGUAGAACUAACUGCACCACUGUAUGAAUUGCCUGAAAAGUGUUUUUUUUAGUUCCUUUUUGCUGUUUGUUUACCUGUUUUAACUGCUCUGAAAAAUUGUAUAUCUACAUAUCUUGUUUUUAAGACAGAGGGCAUCUUUUGCAUCAGAUCAUGCACAACAAUCCAAAACGUAAACUAACAAGCUCUCAGCCUCUUGAGUGGAAGAAGGCUUUCACUUAUAUCAGCAGUUGUGUGACUUUAUUGAUGUGCUGUACAAUUUUGUCUGCAAUGUUACAACUAUUUACUAGUUUGAUUCUGCAGUGACACUAUACUUUGUUUGACCUGUUUCAACAGACAGCAUCUGCAACCAGAAGCUCAGUACAGCCACUGCAGGAUCAAACCAGAGAAAAUUCUAGGUUUUGUACAAACUUGUAGUUAACAAAACAGCAACCAUUUCUCUUUCAGCUGUGUCCUUUCACUGGACACUGCUAAAUCUGUUGUAGUAGCCUUUGUAACUUCCUGUACAUCCCAGAAAAUGUAGAAAUUGUGUAAUAAAAUAUGGGGUGACCUGCUA